Messenger RNA from Dothidotthia symphoricarpi CBS 119687, 717 nucleotides. RefSeq lists its product as uncharacterized. The transcript is spliced from 2 exons. The coding region runs from base 105 to 350 and encodes 81 amino acids. Lineage: Eukaryota; Fungi; Ascomycota; Dothideomycetes; Pleosporales; Dothidotthiaceae. The record is from RefSeq and is a predicted model, not a curated record.
CAUCCAAGCUCACCAUCAACGAUUAUCAAGCAACUCACACACAAACCUCUUCAACGAAUCUCCAUCCAUCCAAUCUUAUAAUAAACUCCAACUCAUCAAUCAUCAUGUCUGGAUCAACUGCCUCCGUCUACAUCACCGACGACUUUUCUGAGCCCAUGACUGCUCAACACAACUUCGCCAACGCGUUCGACCUGGAGAACCCUGACGAGGCCAUGACUCAGUAUCAAAAGAUCAUGCACGAGCACACCAAGCGCCAACUCACCACUGCCACCGAUUCCGCAAGACGCCGAACCGGCUCCACAUCAUCCUCGCUGCGAUCUGCUGAGUCUGUCGAUUCGCGCGACGCAUAGACGCCACCAGCAAACAACGUUCGAUUCUUUGCGACAUUUUUAGCGACAUAUUUUAGCGACAUUCACGAUCGGGAUCUGGCACCACUUUUUGCGCGCAUCAUGGGAGGCGAUAUCUGGAACGGAGUUUGGAAUUGUAACAUUAUCGAGACUAGCAUUUGAGCCCAGGCGUUCAAGGGUCCUCGCGGCGGAUACUACUACAUUUAUCAAUCUUAUUUUCCACCCUAUCGAGGGUUACCACCAUACAUUUUUUAUUGAUGCGACAUAUGUUUCAUGUUAUAACGGCCUUGCCAGCGCCGCUGUGAGGUAUCAAUAAAUCUAAGCUUGGCAUCUUUGGAGAUGGCUAUUGGUCGCUCUGAUUGACACUGGU